Aspergillus welwitschiae is the source of this 889-nucleotide messenger RNA. RefSeq names its product LysM peptidoglycan-binding domain-containing protein. NCBI's taxonomy places the organism in Eukaryota, Fungi, Ascomycota, Eurotiomycetes, Eurotiales, Aspergillaceae. The record is from RefSeq and is a predicted model, not a curated record. The transcript has a single exon. Bases 51 to 623 code for a protein of 190 amino acids.
CAGAAACAGAUUCUCUACCCUCAAGAUACUACUAGUAUAUCCACUACAUCAUGUAUCUCACAUACCUCACCAUCUUCACCCUCCUCUCCUCCCUCGCUACAGCACAUGUUCCCCGUGCUGGCACUCCCACCACGCUCCUCGCGGCCCCAGCUGCAGCCAUCAACGCCGUGGCCACCCCCUCUCCAAUUCAGCCCGGCAUGACCAGCAAUUGCGACUCCUUCCACCUAGUGUCUAGCACCGAUACCUGCGCCACCAUUGCCUCCAGUGCUGGCAUCUCGCUUGCCAACUUCUACUCGUGGAAUCCGAGUGUUGGCUCCGGCUGCGAGACUCUCUGGCUGGGGUACUAUGUCUGCACUGGAGUUAGUGACACUACCACCACUACUACGACCACAUCUACUACGACCACCUCCACCACAACAGCCGUGACUACCCCAUUGCCCACUCAGUCAGGGAUGGUGAGUAACUGCGAUGCCUUCUAUCUGGUCGCCUCUGGGGAUACCUGUACGACAGUGGCGCAGAAGAAGAGUGUGUCGGUGACGGAUAUCAUCGCUUGGAAUCCGGCCGUUGGUACGGGUUGCACUAAUUUGUGGUUGGGGUAUUAUAUUUGUGUGGGUGUGUUGUAGGUGAAGUAGGGUAUGAAUGAUGAGUGAGCUGAGAUUUAUGCGGUUCAUGGUUCAUGCUGAUUGUCGGCUGGGGGAUGGUUAAUAUCGCUUUUGUUUGGGCUUAAUCUAGUAGCUGAGUAUUAGCUAGUACUACUACUCGACUUUGUUUGAGAGGAAUUUAACGGAGAGAUGCUUUGCGGUUCAUUUGGCAUACUGCUGUUACUCAAUAUUAUGGAUCUACUAGAGUAAAUCCACCGAUAAAGAUGAUACAUAAGUCUCGAUCGAAA